ACAAAGUAGUAUUGGAUGUCUAAAAAUCCUUUGCGGAUGAGAGGCGAAAAGAGAGGAAGUAAAUGUUCUCCUUUACAGCAAUACAAACCACUUCAUUGUAAAGAUAAGCAUCUGCAUCAAAUUUUUUCAAAGAGCCAUACACACGCAUGUAGAGUGUAAAGCUCUCUCCUUCCUGGGUCUUAUUUGCCUCACUCCCAUCAAACAGUCAAGGGUAGGCCCAAUUUGUUUGCCUUUUUUCUUAUUUGGAAAAAUGAUUAAUCAUCAUAAAAGUUAUAUAUAUAUAUAUAUAGUCAGAGGUCAGUAAGCAUGAUGAGUUUUUGAGUCACCAUUCAGAAAGAAACCAUAUCAAACACUUAACCCAAAUGGAUCAUCAUGUCAAUAGUCUUGCACUCUUGAAGGUUGGAAUAAUGGGGAUGUUGAUGCUUAGUAGAGUGGCAUAUUCUGAUGACCAAGUGGGAGAUCCUGACUCUGGUUUAUUAUGCAUCAGUGAUUGUGCAACAUGUCCAACUAUUUGUUCACCUCCACCUCCAUCAAAAGGGUAUUCAUCUCCACCAACAUCAUCAUCAUCACCAUCACCACCACCACCGACACCAGUUCACCAUUCUCCGCCGCAGUCUUACUACCACUCUCCACCACCGCCUUCGCCACCCUCACCGCUGUCACAGUCGGCGCCACCACCAGGCAAUUCAUGGACUUACUGGGGAACUCCCCCACCUCCUUUUAAGUAUGGUAACACACCUCCAUCAGGUCAAUCACCACCAACAAAUGGACCCCAUGACUAUCCAUAUCCUUACUACUACUUCUAUGCCUCCCAGGCCUCUUCUCUUUCCUCCCAUUGUGCUUCCAUUUUACUUGUAAUAUUGUUCUACUGUGUUGUGUUAUACUAUUGUUGAGAAAGAAAGCAGCAAAAUUUUGGGUUUAUUCUGGGGGAGGUGGAUAUGUUGGGGUCUUACAGCAGGGUGGUAGAGAAUGAAAA
Molecule: messenger RNA, 976 nt
Organism: Pistacia vera
Lineage: Eukaryota; Viridiplantae; Streptophyta; Magnoliopsida; Sapindales; Anacardiaceae
Product: extensin-1-like
Exons: 1
Coding region: 363-893 (176 amino acids)
Source: RefSeq, a predicted model, not a curated record